AGGCACUACCGUUCACGUGGUAGGAGCAAAUGAAAAAUAGAGGAGGCAUGGGCCGCCAUUGGCCCGUGAAUAUCUUUUAUUUGCCCACGGUUUUGCUCGCAGUCUCCACUUUUUGUCAACGCUCACUCUAUAAAGUGUUUCAGCACACCAAUCAAAUCCCUUUCUCUCCCAUUUUUUACACCUACAAAAUCUCUCCUUUUUCUCUCUCUUACUUAAACAGUACAAAUCCCUUGAAACUAGACCUUUUUUUUUUUGUAAAAUUUAAACUAUUUUAUUUUUUGCAUGAGAAUUUUCUGAGAUUUCUAAGGUGAUAUUGUUGCUGAAUGCUGUUGCUUGGAUCAGAUGUGAGGUUUCGGAGUUCUAAUGCCCGGUGAAUUUCUGUUAGUGUGAAAUUGAUUAAAAGAUGGAGUCAUGUGACUGCAUUUAUCCACUGUGGCAAGAUGAACUCCUAGUGAAAUACCAAUAUCUAUCGGACAUUUUUAUUGCCCUAGCAUAUUUCUCCAUCCCUUUGGAGCUGAUUUAUUUUGUACAGAAGUCAGCAUUCUUCCCAUAUAGAUGGGUGCUCAUGCAAUUUGGUGCAUUCAUUGUUCUAUGCGGGGCGACACAUCUUAUAAAUUUGUGGACAUUCUCUAUGCACACAAAAACAGUUGCUAUAGUGAUGACCAUUGCGAAAAUGUCUACUGCUGCUGUAUCAUGUGUAACAGCUUUGAUGCUUGUUCAUAUUAUUCCUGACUUAUUAAGUGUAAAAACAAGGGAAAUGUUUCUGAGGAAUAGGGCUGAGGAGCUUGACAGGGAGAUGGGUCUUAUCCUUACCCAAGAAGAAACCGGAAGGCAUGUUAGAAUGCUAACUCAUGAGAUCAGAAGCACACUUGAUAGACACACAAUUCUGAAAACUACUCUUGUUGAGUUGGGUCGGACACUUGAUCUAGAAGAGUGUACAUUAUGGAUGCCAUCACAAACUGGCAUGACUAUGAGACUUUCUCACACUUUGAACCACUCAAUGGUAGUUGGAUCUACUGUUUCAAUUAAUCUUCCUUUUAUUGCUGAAAUUUUCAACAACAGUGGAGCAGUGAGAAUACCACAUUCAUGUCCACUAGUGAGGACUAGGCCAGCUGCAGGAAGAUAUGCUCCCCCUGAUGUUGUUGCUGUUCGGGUUCCUCUUUUACAUCAUUCAAAUUUCCAAAUUAAUGACUGGCCAGAUGUCUCAGCUAAAACCUAUGCGGUGAUGGUUCUGGUUUCCCCCACUGAUGGAGUUAGGAAAUUUCGGGAUCAUGAGCUGGAGCUAGUCGAAGUUGUUGCAGACCAGGUAGCUGUUGCUCUUUCUCACGCUGCUAUUUUGGAAGAAUCUAUGAGAGCUCGUGAUCAGCUUAUGGAACAGAAUGUUGCUUUGGAUUUGGCUCGACGAGAGGCUGAGAUGGCAAUUCGUGCUCGUAAUGAUUUCCUGGCAGUGAUGAACCAUGAGAUGAGGAUACCGAUGCAUGCUAUAAUCGCCUUAUCAUCUAUUCUUUUGGGGACUGAGUUAACACCUGAACAGAGAGUAAUGUUAGAAAUUAUACUCAAGAGUAGCAACCUGUUGUCGACAUUGAUAAGUGAUGUGCUUGAUCUUUCUAAACUAGAAGACGGUAGCUUAGAGUUGGACACUGCCACAUUCAACCUUCAUGGGGUUUUCAGAGAGGUGAUUCAUUUGAUAAAGCCUGUUGCAUCCAUAAAGAAGUUAUCCCUGACAUUCGGCCUGGCUCCAGAGGUGCCUGUUUGUGCCUUCGGCGAUGAAAAGCGGCUGAUGCAAACAAUUUUGAAUGUUGUUGGUAAUGCAGUAAAAUUUACAAAGGAAGGUUAUAUUUCAGUUACUGCAUCGGUUGCUAGACCAGAAUCUUUGAGAGAUUGGCGAGCUUCCGACUUUUACCCUGUCAUGGGUGAUGGUCACUUCUAUUUGAGAGUGCAGGUUAAAGAUUCAGGAUGUGGUAUUAACCCGCAGGAUCUUCCUCUACUAUUCAAUAAGUUUACUCAGUUCAACAGAAACAGCGGUGGUGUUGGUAUUGGACUUGCUAUCUGUAAAAGGUUUGUAAGUCUGAUGGGUGGUCAAAUUUGGGUUGAAAGCGAAGGCCCGGAAAAGGGAACCAUAGCAACAUUUCUUGUCAAACUUGGGAUGUGCAAUAAUCCAAGUGAUGCCUUAGUUCAACAGGUUGUACUUGAAGGGCACACAGAGCAAGGGAGUACAGAGUAUUUAGCCAAUAAUGAUGGCAUCAAUUCAACCUUUCCAUACUACGAAAGAAGUUUCUGAAGAUUUACUUGACUGCUACUGCUGCUGUGUCUGCUUCUUCUCUGUCCCAGUAGUUACAUGUUGUGAGAAUUACAAGAAGAUGAACCAAUUUUAUACAACUACCGUGACACUAAGAAAAGAGGUGGUUAUGCAGAUGUCUGUGACCAAACUAUGCCCCCUUAAUUGCCUGAGGGGAAAGGAUGACCAAGAUACUUAACAGAGGGCGUUGUCCACAUAUUGUACAUGUUGCAGACUUACAGCAGGGAGCAGCUUCAUUAAAUCGUUACAUAGAAAUUAUUAUACUAGGCAUCUGAACUGGGGAAUAAAACCACGAACCAGAUGUACAGUAUUGAAAUCCAAAACACUAGUCUUCUUGCUUUUCUUAUUCAGAAGUUGGAAUUUCGGGGAGAGGGAGGAAGGUGGUUAUGGGGUUAAAUCUACCCUAUAGAUAUAUAUGGGCAUGGAAGAAUUUGUUUUCCAUAUCUAUUCCGACACAUUGUUAGAGCUCUGCAAUAUAUACAUAUAUAUCAUUGGUUCUCGGUCAUUUGCA
Molecule: messenger RNA, 2810 nt
Organism: Spinacia oleracea (spinach)
Lineage: Eukaryota; Viridiplantae; Streptophyta; Magnoliopsida; Caryophyllales; Amaranthaceae
Product: probable ethylene response sensor 1
Exons: 7
Coding region: 404-2281 (625 amino acids)
Biological process (GO): phosphorylation; signal transduction
Cellular component (GO): endoplasmic reticulum
Molecular function (GO): phosphorelay sensor kinase activity; protein binding; ethylene binding
Source: RefSeq, a predicted model, not a curated record